AUGGAAGAACCCCAAGAGAUUUUCUCAACUAUUGGUGGUGGUGCAAGUGAUAUAGUUAUGGAAAAAUACCUGAUUGAAUCCAAGGAGUCCGCAUCUCAUGUUCAACUUGCUUGCAGUGAGCAGUACUGUGCUUUCCCUUUAGAUGGGAAUAAACUUUGCCUAUGGAGUGCCAAGGAUCCUUCUCAUCAGCUGCUGAUCCUACAAGGACAUCAUCAGUCAAUUACUGCUGUGGCUUUUGGAAAUAAGGUGACUCCACUUCUAAUCUGUUCUGCAUCACAGGAUUAUAUUAUAAUGUGGAACCUGGAUGAAUGUAGAGAGAAAGCACUUCAAGCCUAUCCUCUUCUAAGUAUGUUCAUCGAUGCAGAGAGUAAGCAGCUGAUCACAGGGUGUGCUGAUGGCCAGCUUUGGAUCUUCAGUUUGGUUGAAAGACACCACUACCGUUGUAUGGCACGUGUUAACCUCCAGAAGAAGAGAGAGAGCUUCUUCACCAGGAGGACUCUGUCUGGGCUGUGCAGUCAGCCAGAAGAGCAUCAGUUUCCUUCUGUGGAUGAACUGGGAGAGGAGAUUGAAGUAGCAUUUCCUGUCCUGAGACUUGCACCCUGUGAUCUUUCACUCACUCUAAAUUCUGAGUGUGGAUUCCUUCCUGAGAAAACCAAAUGUGUGUGGAUUGGAAGCUCAGCUGGUUUAUUCAUAUUUAACUUGGCAAGCCUUGAAUUGGAAGCUGUUUUGUACUACAAGGAUUUUAGGAGCCUCAGCAUCCGUGUUGCUGGAUCGUGUGCCGUGAUGAGUGAGGCCAGUGGUCGUCAGGCACUCUGCUUGCUGACGUCCCUGUUUGGAAGGCAGAUCACUGUGGUGGAGGUCAACCUGGCCGCGUUGCUUGGGGCGCAGUUCCCCCACAUGGGAAGGCAUCUUUCGGUGCUCACCAGCUCCUGUGUCCUACCAACCUCUCCACUGUGUCUCAGAAUUGUUGAGGAAAAAAGUGCUAAGCCUGCUAGCCAAAAAAGAUCUGCUGCACAGAGUCAUCUGAAGGAUCAGCCCCUGGUUUUCCACAGUAAAGUGAUGUCGUCUGGCUACACAUCAGCACCACAUGUAACCAUGUUUUCACCAAAGACUAACAUCAAGAAUGAGGGUAAAAGAUCUUCAAAAUGCAAGAACAAUUAUAAAUGUGAGGCGUACCCUUUGGAGUGUUCUCUACCAACCACACUCAGUGCACAGGUCUCUGCGACCUGUGGGCCGGUCACUGUGGGCUGUGUCCAGUACUCAGGAGACGGACGGUGGCUGGCCUGUGGCUUGGGCAACCAUCUGUCACUGGUGUUUGAGGCCAGCCUGAUUGGGACGCCUGCUGUGUUUUCAGGUCACGAUGGAGCAGUGAACGCCAUCUGCUGGAGUCAAGACUGUAGAUGGCUGCUGUCUGCGGCCCAGGACAGUACUCUGAGAGUGUGGUCAGCGCGCAGGGCAGAGCUUGUGCUACUUCUGGGCAAAAGCAUGUUUCCUAAGCCCGUGCAAUCAGCACAGUUUUAUUACAUGGAUGCUUUCAUGUUGCUGUCUUCUGGCCCCGAGCUCCAGCUGCUGAAGCAUCACCUCAAUACCUGCAAAGAUGAGAUGAAAAGAUAUAAACAGAAGAGCAAGGCCAAGCCUGUGUGUAGGCUUUCCAUGACCAAUGCAGUGGAUGUGACCAGUUUAUCAGCAGUGAACGACUUUUAUUCCUACAUUGUACUCGCAGCUGGCAGGAACAGAACCUUGGAAGUUUUCGACCUCAAUGUCAGCUGCAGUGCAGCAGUGGUAGCAGAAGCCCAUUCACGGCCUGUCCAUCAAAUUUGCCAAAAUAAAGGAUCAGCAUUUACAGCCCAACAAUUCCAGAUGUAUAACCUUUUCCUGACUGUGGCCAUUGGUGAUGGGAUAAAACUGUGGGACCUGAGAACACUGAGGUGUGAGCGCCGCUUUGAAGGGCACCCAAAUCGUGGCUAUCCAUGUGGCAUCGCCAUCAGCCCCUGUGGGCGAUUCGUGGCUUGUGGGGCCGAGGACAGACAUGCUUACGUGUAUGAAGUGGGCUCAAGCACCUUUUCUCACCGACUGGCAGGGCACACAGACACCGUCACCCAAGUGGCCUUCAACCCCUCAGUGCCCCAGCUUGCCACAGCCACCCUGGAUGGCAAACUUCAGCUGUUCCUAGCAGGGUAAUUGCUAACCUGAGAACUGGCCCAGGAGUGCUGAGAGGAUGCUGGGAUGAAGGAAGAAGCCGUUCACCUGUCUCGGGGCCUACAGCAGUGACUGUCUUUAUGGGUUGGGCCUUGUUUUGGAUUCCUCCUUUCACUCCUGCACCUUGUGUGUGACACUGUCACUUUUGAAGACUUUCUGCCCCUCACAAGAGACCCCUCCCUGAAAAGAUGGAAAAGACAUCCAGUGAUUUAGCACAGAAUAUUCUUCAAUAAAAAAUAAUACAGAA
Messenger RNA from Carlito syrichta (Philippine tarsier), 2446 nucleotides. RefSeq names its product WD repeat domain 27 (gene WDR27). Gene Ontology annotation, molecular function: protein binding. The record is from RefSeq and is a predicted model, not a curated record. NCBI's taxonomy places the organism in Eukaryota, Metazoa, Chordata, Mammalia, Primates, Tarsiidae. The transcript has 21 exons. The coding region runs from base 1 to 2181 and encodes 726 amino acids.